AUGACGAGCAACUCUGAUAAUGCAAAGAGGAGCGUGGAGAAUUUUUUUGACUGUCUCACCGGUGGCAACACACCGAAGAAACCGUUUAUUGAUUCGUCUGACAAAAAAAAUGGUUCGUCCCCACUUGAUUUGCUCAACGGUUUUCUCUCAGGAAUAACUGGAGCAAAACAUAUUCCUUCUAAAUAUGUGCUACUUACUGCAGAACAACUAUCCAGGUCAAGGACAACCACAUUUGGCAUUCUUUCGGGGGGCCAGUGGCUUUUACGUCUUGAUAAUGCACACCGUGGCACCCCGUUCAGCCACGUGAACAUCAACCCCAAACUCACUAGUAUCCCUGAUCCGCACUUGCCUUUGCCAGCUGGAGUCACGACUUUAGGCGCCGGUGCUACUAAAAUUUGCAACGUGGUAGGAAAAGUGGCUCUACCAAUUGCGUUGACAGUGGACACAGUGAGAGUUGGCUGUGCUAUCGGAAAAGAUAUAAAACAGGGCGAUACGUAUUGCCAUCAAACUGUAAAAACGGUUUCGUCAACAGCAUCCUCUUGGGCAGGAGGUUUUGGCGGUGCGUUUGCCGGAAACAGUGUCGGUAGUUUGGUUGGUGGAGGCAUUGGUGCGUUAUUUGGCGGAGUGGGUGCGGCGCCUGGUGCAGCCAUUGGUGCGCUUGUUGGCUCCCUGGUUGGUGGUGUCUCAGGUGGAAUCGGAGCAGGCAUAGCGGCUGAAGCUGUCGUCAAUAAACUUACCGAUGUGCACGGCAUAGUCAGCAUUACAAAUAAGGGCCAUAUCGUCAUGACUUCUUCCUUCCCGCCCGAAACCAAUGCACACAAGAACGAGUGGCUGCAAGUGGUUCAGUCAGUGGUCCAAACAGCUCUGGAGAAUCGCCAAAUGUGCGUGAUCACCUAUCAAACGCCAGAGGAAAUUUUCACCGGAAACUACUGUGACUUGCUGGAGCCUCAAGACGUUGAGAGCGAAUUCGGCCUGUUCAUGUCCAAAGCGACCAUAACAAAAUCCUUAGUCGAAAAAGCCUGUGACAGUCUGCAUUUUUUCUGUUCUUUUUUGGCUUUUGUUGAUUGCAAUUUCGAGCUGUCCAAAUUGGAGAAACUGAUUGGGAGCACUGGAGAAAAAAUGUCCGAAAUUGCGAACGAGUUUAUAUGCAUGAAUAGCGACGGAAGUGCACUGUAUUGGAUUAAUCCUCAUAAUGGUGCAAAACAAGCGGCCAACCUUCUCGCUGAAAAUGUGCAACCCAUUCUGAGAGUACAGAAGAACAGUUAAAUUUUAAGUCAAAGAAAUUGAAGACCGCAGUGAAUUAUACAUCGAGAAUAAAUCAUAAUGUUGGUUAAUUUAAUUCCUAAUAAUAUAUGCCCAUAUAUUAAAAAUAAAACUGGAUAAUUUCAUCCCCUGGUCUCCACUCGAUCUGCUUUUAGAAUUUUAGAGAGUAAUAAUAUAGGGUACUCAAUUAAUCUUACUAAAAGAGAACUACACAUCCUAUAAAUGCCUAUUCAGAUUUCACCUUAAUUCUCUUAAAUAUUUAAAUUUCCGAGUUAAUCAUAAAAAAGUUCCGCGCUUGCUAUUCAAUGCGAGAUCGUUAUUAAAUUCUUCACAAGUUCACUUUUGGUCCCACUAUUCAUGGUCAUAAAUCAACAAAGUAGAACUAAGGAGUUUUCUGCGUUUAAUCAAAGGAAAAAGUAUCGUAGAGGCUUGGUGCACGUGUUCAAUUAUUAUUCAAUUUGUUGAUUCUGCUAACAACAAGAGAUAGCAACGUGUGCAAAUAAAUUUAUGUUUCUUAACAAAUAUAUAUGCAAUACAUCGUAUUUCACCAAUUUCUCUUUUCAUUUUUGUUUGAAAAUUAAACCUGACUAAUUAA
Messenger RNA from Cloeon dipterum, 1858 nucleotides. RefSeq lists its product as uncharacterized. The transcript has 6 exons. The record is from RefSeq and is a predicted model, not a curated record. NCBI's taxonomy places the organism in Eukaryota, Metazoa, Arthropoda, Insecta, Ephemeroptera, Baetidae. The coding region runs from base 1 to 1266 and encodes 421 amino acids.